GGAGAGCCUGUGGCUGGGUCAGCCGUGCGCCGUCACGCCUCCCUCCCCCGCAUCUGACUCGCGCUAGAACGCACAGCCUCACACCUCACGAUCCAACGCCUUCAUUUCCCCUCCGUCACUCCCUCAUCUCCCCACCAAGCUCCCUCUCCCUAAAAAUCUCUAGGGCCCUUUCCACUUUUCCAAUCUCCAGACUGCGAAGAUCCUGGCGACUUCCCCAUUUAACCUCGGCGACCAGCAACAGCCGCGUCCCUAUGCCCUGACUCGAACACACGCACGGGCACUGGCACACGCAGACAGCACGUUUCCUGUCCCUGUGUGACACCCACCCUCGUCGCGCGGACGCGCCAGUCCCCGCACGUUGCCCUCCUCCUGCCACACACAUACACACACUCACACACGCACGCACGCGCGUGCAGGGUCGAGCCGAAGGCAGCUCUCCGGCAGCCACUCGGCAGGCGACUGGCGCCAGUCUUGCAGAAGCCAUGGCCUCUCCCGGCUCUGGCUUUUGGUCCUUCGGAUCUGAAGAUGGCUCCGGGGAUCCUGAGAACCCGGGUACAGCGAGAGCUUGGUGCCAGGUAGCUCAAAAGUUCACCGGCGGCAUCGGAAACAAGCUGUGCGCUCUGCUCUAUGGAGACUCUGAGAAGCCAGCGGAGAAUGGCGGGAGCGUGGCCCCGCGGGCCGCCACCCGGAAGGUCGCCUGCACCUGCGACCAAAAACCCUGCAGCUGCCCCAAAGCGGAUGUCAACUACGCGUUUCUGCACGCAACAGACCUGCUGCCAGCGUGUGAUGGAGAGAGGCCGACUCUGGCAUUCCUGCAAGAUGUUAUGAACAUUUUGCUUCAGUAUGUGGUGAAAAGUUUUGAUAGAUCAACUAAAGUGAUUGAUUUCCACUAUCCCAACGAGCUUCUUCAAGAGUAUAAUUGGGAAUUAGCAGACCAACCACAAAAUUUGGAGGAAAUUUUGACGCAUUGCCAAACAACUCUAAAAUAUGCAAUUAAAACAGGGCAUCCCCGAUAUUUUAAUCAGCUGUCUACUGGAUUGGAUAUGGUUGGGUUAGCAGCAGACUGGCUGACAUCAACAGCAAACACUAACAUGUUCACCUAUGAGAUUGCUCCUGUAUUUGUGCUGUUAGAAUACGUCACACUAAAGAAAAUGAGAGAGAUCAUUGGCUGGCCAGGGGGUUCUGGAGAUGGAAUAUUUUCUCCUGGUGGCGCCAUCUCCAACAUGUAUGCCAUGCUUAUUGCCCGCUAUAAGAUGUUUCCAGAAGUCAAGGAGAAAGGAAUGGCUGCAGUGCCCAGGCUCAUCGCCUUCACAUCAGAGCACAGUCACUUUUCUCUCAAGAAGGGAGCUGCAGCCUUAGGAAUCGGGACAGACAGCGUGAUUCUGAUUAAAUGUGAUGAGAGAGGGAAAAUGAUCCCAUCUGAUCUUGAAAGAAGAAUCCUUGAAGUCAAACAGAAAGGAUUUGUUCCUUUCCUUGUGAGCGCCACAGCUGGAACCACUGUGUAUGGGGCUUUUGAUCCCCUCUUGGCUGUUGCUGACAUUUGCAAAAAGUAUAAGAUCUGGAUGCACGUGGAUGCAGCUUGGGGUGGAGGAUUACUGAUGUCCCGGAAGCACAAGUGGAAACUGAGCGGGGUGGAGAGGGCCAACUCUGUGACCUGGAAUCCACACAAGAUGAUGGGUGUCCCUUUGCAGUGCUCAGCUCUCCUGGUUAGAGAAGAGGGACUGAUGCAGAGCUGCAACCAGAUGCAUGCUUCCUACCUCUUUCAGCAAGAUAAACACUACGACCUGUCCUAUGACACUGGAGACAAGGCCUUGCAGUGUGGACGCCACGUGGAUGUCUUUAAAUUAUGGCUCAUGUGGAGAGCAAAGGGGACUACUGGGUUUGAAGCACAUAUUGAUAAGUGUUUGGAGCUGGCAGAGUAUUUAUACAAUAUCAUAAAAAACCGGGAAGGCUAUGAAAUGGUGUUUGAUGGGAAGCCUCAGCACACAAAUGUGUGUUUCUGGUUCGUGCCUCCCAGUCUGCGUGUUCUGGAAGACAACGAAGAGAGAAUGAGCCGCCUCUCUAAGGUGGCGCCAGUGAUUAAAGCCAGAAUGAUGGAGUACGGGACCACGAUGGUCAGCUACCAACCCCUGGGAGACAAGGUCAACUUCUUCCGCAUGGUCAUCUCCAACCCUGCAGCAACUCACCAAGACAUUGACUUCCUCAUCGAAGAAAUCGAACGCCUGGGGCAGGAUUUGUAAUCACCUCACUCAUCAAACUGUUGGAAUUCUCUAGGUAGACAGUUAAGUUGUUCCAAAUUGUGUAAAUGUAUUUGUAGUCGUUCCAAAGUAAAACUAUUUCUAUAUUGUGGUGUCACAGUAGAGUACAGUUUAAAAAAUCAAAACAACAAACAAACAAAAAAAGAAACAUCAUUCCUUUUAAAAGUCCUUUCUUAAGUUUAGAAUACUUCUGUAACAAUUAGUGACAACAGGCUAUGUUCUAAUCAGUAAGAGAAAGCAUAAAGUUGAUAUAAGUACUUCCCUUUUAAUAUAGUAUGCCAAUCCACCUUUAUUUUCACUUCAGAGCAGUAGUACUGAAUAGUGCCAAAUCACCCUUGAAUCAUAAAAGGUUCUCUGGGGUGCCGUGAAAAGGACAAAGUAAAUAGAAAAUGUACGCUGACAAUAAAAACUCUUGCCUUUUUCAUAGUAUUAGAAAAAAAUUUCUAAUUUACCUAGAGCAACACUUCAAAUGUAUUUAAAUACAUAUAAUUUUACAAAAAGAAAAAAUAUAUAUAUUAAAAGAAAUCCUAUUUUGUAACAUAUAGAUUUUAUUUUAUAUGUGUUAUACAAACUGCAGGGGCAGAUAUGAAACCUAAGCCAGAUUUAUUUCCUUAUUUUUUUUCUUUCUCUCUUUUCAUGGAGGCACAAUAAAACACUUUAUCAAGGUAAUUUUAACAUAGAAACUCACAAAAGUAUUUAAAAGUGUAAUAACUUACUUUAGAAUGUAUUAUGGCUUAUCAUCUCCCUAAAGAUAGUAUUCCAAAACAAACAGACACAUAAAAAGGAAACUUCUAAAAAACAAUUGAUCAGAUCAACAAUUAAAACUCUCUUCCUGUUUAGACUUUACAUGAGUUGACCCUGGAAGACCCACUUUAUAAGCCCUGCUUGGUCCCAGAUCCGGGCAAGUAUUCUGUUCUGCUUUCCUGUGUAGCCCGCUUUGAACAGAAGGUUGAUAUUUGUUCUUGAAGUGUCCUUUCAAACCAUAUUCUUUUAUUAGAUCAUUUGGAUUAAUUAGAAAAAAAAACCUAAAAAUAAAACCUAAUCAGCCCUAGCAAAGAGGGGUAUAGCACACAUUCCUGAAUGAUGAACUCAGAAUGUUAAACCCAGCCGUAGGAGACCUCUGUGUGACAAAAAUGACUUCGUCCCAAAUGCCAUUCUGCUGCUUUCUGAGGGAAGGGUCGUCUGCAUCUUGUAUACUCUCUUAUUCAAAUUCCUUCUUUACCCUACACUCAAGUCUCUCCUGCUAGAUUCCCUACCUCCAGAUCCUCAGUAGCGAAUUAAUAUCCCGUAUGGCUAUUUUCCUUUCCUGAAAUUAGUUUCUUGUUCAUGCCUUUCAAGAUAGCCUAAGAUCCUUUACCUGCCUCCCAUCAAGAUCCACAGUGACCAGAAUAUGCACAGAUCACAAAAACUCAAAAUAAUAUUUUAAAAGUAAGUUUCUUUCCCUGUCAACUGUAUGGAGAGCUAUCCACAGCUCCCAUGAUAACUUUAGAGUCACGUAGAAACAGACCUGUGUGCUGGUAGAACUGCAGCCUUUUACACACAAAUGGAAAUGUACAGGUCCAGAUGCAUUCUCCUACUCCAUAGCGACAGGCAUUUCAAAACGCAGAAAGACUCCAGGAACAAAGAAAGAAGGCCAUGUCCUUAACUAUCACAAAUGUGCAUGACUUUGACCCAGACCUUAUUUGAUCAGGCUAUGUGAAAACAUACUGGUCCUAGGUAUGAGUGUGGCUUUAGGCCCUUGCUGUCUAGAAAGCCAAUGGAUUCCCCGGAGCACUGAAAAGAAAACUCCCUGUGAAGCAGAGCUGCAUGAGAGAAGAGCCUCCCAUUUUAGGUACUCUCUAGUGGGCGAGCAUGCCUUUCCUUUCAAGAAAAUGGCCGCAGAGAGUAAACCAGCAGCUGUCCAUUCGUCUUGAGCCUCAGGCCCAAAGAGUUCAUUUCACAGGAAGAGACACUCAUUUAUCAAACCCACUGUCCCACUUAGAGAAGGCAGUAGGGCCUAGUGUCCUGACAGACAGAAAGCUUAGCCCUUGGGGGACAGGCUUGGUAGCACAAGCUAGCUUCUAGUUUGAUGAGACGGCACGCUUGAAAAAGAGCUUGUGUCCAUGUAUGAGAUUCCAGCAAAAUGCUUUUUACUGGAAUGAAAUCUCCUAUCCCCUUCUUCUACGGAUUCCCCCUCAAAUUUUCUAGGAGCCUAGAUGUGGAAAUCUCUUCCCACUGUAUCCUAGAGAAGGAGGCAAAUGCAAACUUCAUAGAUCCCAAUACCUUAAUUAGAUCUGCCAUCCACUUGAGAGAGAAGGAGGGAAGAUGGGAAGAAAGAAUAAUGGGGGGAGAUUGUAUUGAACAUUGGUCCAAAUUCCCAGUGCCAAAAGUCUAUCUGUGACCUUUUUUUUUUCCUUUAAAAGCAUUGGUUUCAGCUUUAAUCAGAAUUGAUAUGGCCAUUUUUAUUUACACAGCAAUAUUUCAUUUAUUAUUUAAAUACUUGAAAAAAGUGCAGUGUGUGUUUAUCUGAGAUCUCUAAGUGGUAUAGAGUUCAUGUACUGUCAGAGGAUUUGAGAAAAGAAAAAUCGUGUGUGUGUGUGUGUGUGUGUGUGUGUGUGUGUGUGUGUGUGUUACCUUUAGUACAUUGUAAGUACUGUCUUGUCACCUCAGAUUGGGGUUGUGCACUUUAUAUUGAAUUGCGUGGUGUUGCAAAUCAACCUGUGUUGCUGUAAAAGCUUGCACAAUUAUCAGUGUGUCCUCUUCUUUGUGGUAGCUGUAUUGAAUGUUGAACUUUGAGACUGUGAGAACUACGCUUGCAUUGGCUCCUGUCCUCACCUCUCUGCUCCCUCACCCUCUCACCCUAUCCCAAGCUGUGUGCCCUCUGCAUCAGCUCUUAUAGAGAGCAUAACCUCAGCUAAGCCCCACCCUAGGAAAUCUCUUUGAGAAUUGUGUGAUUGCACACAAAAUGUAAAGUGAACACUGGUUCAUCUCUGAGGCUAGAGAAACCGAUUAUGGAGUGUCACAAGCUGCUGAUGCUGCAGGUGCUGACUCUGUGGGGACUCGGAGGAGGUGCUGCUCCUCAGAACAUGGACAAAGGAAGCACAGGUGUAAAUAUAGUAGCAGGAAAAAAAAUUCAAAGACCAUCAAACCAGGUAUCAUCUUGCACGUGCUUUUCUGUUUCCAAGUGCUAAAUGCAAACACUGUGUAUUAGUUUCGUGUGCCAAGAUCUUGUUACCAAAUGGUGUUUCUGAAUAAUGUCAACAUUUCCCCAGUACCCCUCCAUUACUAAGGACAGAAUAAAAAUAAAAAUAAAAUAUACAGACAUGUGGCAACCUGUUCUUCCUACCAAAUAUAAACUUGUGUAUCAUCAAAGUAUUUUACCUGUGUUUUCUCUCUAAACCCAAAUAAAUGUGUAAAUGUGGACAUA
This is a messenger RNA of Peromyscus maniculatus bairdii (prairie deer mouse), 5664 nucleotides long. It is a transcript of the gene Gad2, whose product is annotated as glutamate decarboxylase 2. The record is from RefSeq and is a predicted model, not a curated record. NCBI's taxonomy places the organism in Eukaryota, Metazoa, Chordata, Mammalia, Rodentia, Cricetidae. Gene Ontology annotation, molecular function: glutamate decarboxylase activity; pyridoxal phosphate binding. Gene Ontology annotation, cellular component: cytoplasm. Gene Ontology annotation, biological process: GABA shunt; GABA biosynthetic process.